Molecule: messenger RNA, 1560 nt
Organism: Penaeus chinensis
Lineage: Eukaryota; Metazoa; Arthropoda; Malacostraca; Decapoda; Penaeidae
Exons: 5
Coding region: 1-1560 (519 amino acids)
Source: RefSeq, a predicted model, not a curated record
AUGAGGGUUGAUAUGAGCUUUGGCCCCUUCACAAUGGCUAAGCGAAUUCCCUUAUCGUGCGCCGUAAAUGUAAAUCGAGGUCACAGAUAUUCCAAGACUCUCCGCAAAUUUGAAGCUUUUAGUUACUACAGCGUCUUUCACUCAUUAAACUUCCCUCAGUCACUUCAACGUCCCUCCUUCACUUCAUCGUUCCUCAGUCAUUUCAACGUCCCACAGUCACUGUACGUCCCUCAGUCCCUUCAACGUCCUCAGUCACUUCAAAGUCCCUCAGUCAUUGCACCGUCCUCAGUCACUUCAACGUCUCCCAGUCAUUUCAACGUCUCACAGUCACUUCAACGUCCCUUAGUCACUUCAACGUCCUCAGUCACUUCAACGUCUCCCAGUCACUUCAACGUCCCUCAGUCCCUUCAACGUCCUCAGUCACUUCAACGUCCCUUAAUCACUUCAACGUCCCUUAGUCACUUCAACGUCUCACAGUCACUUCAACGUCUCACAGUCACUUCAACGUCUCACAGUCACUUCAACGUCUCACAGUCACUUCAACGUCCCUUAGUCACUUCAACGUCUCUCAGUCGCUUCAACGUCUCACAGUCACUUCAACGUCUCAGUCACUUCAACGUCCCCUAUCAAUUCAACGUCUCUCAGUCAAUUCAACGUCUCACAGUCACUUCAACGUCCCUUAGUCACUUCAACGUCUCUCAGUCACUUCAACGUCUCACAGUCACUUCAACGUCUCUCAGUCACUUCAACGUCUCAGUCACUUCAACGUCCCCUAGUCACUCCAACGUCCUCAGUCACUUCAACGUCUUUCAGUCACUUCAACGUCUCACAGUCACUUCAACGUCCCUUAGUCACUUCAACUCACUUCAACGUCUCCCAGUCACUUCAACGUCUCACAGUCACUUCAACGUCUCACAGUCACUUCAACGUCUUUCAGUCGCUUCAACGUCCCCUAGUCACUUCAACGCCCUCAGUCACUUCAACGUCUCACAGUCACUUCAACGUCCCACAGUCACUUCAACGUCCCUUAGUCACUUCAACGUCUCCCAGUCACUUCAACGUCUCACAGUCACUUCAACGUCUCUCAGUCACAUCAACGUCUCACAGUCACUUCAACGUCCCUUAGUCACUUCAACGUCCUCAGUCACUUCAACGUCUCACAGUCACUUCAACGUAUCUCAGUCACUUCAAGGUCCCUCAGUCACUUCAAUGUCUCUUAGUCACUGCAUCGUCACUCAGUCCCUUCAACGUCCCCUAGUCACUUCAACGUCUCUCAGUCACUUCAAGGUCCCUCAGUCACUUCAACGUCUCUUAUCACUUCAACGUCCUCAGUCACUUCAUCGUCACUCAGUCACUUCAACGUCACUCAGUCACUUCAACGUCUCUCAGUCACUUCAAGGUCCCUCAGUCACUUCAACGUCUCUUAGUCACUUCAUCGUCACUCAGUCCCUUCAACGUCUCCUAGUCACUUCAACGUCUCUCAGUCACUUCAAGGUCCCUCAGUUACUUCAACGUCUCUUAGUCACUUCAUCUUCAUUCAGUCCCUUCAACGUCCCCUAG